Molecule: messenger RNA, 2783 nt
Organism: Hydra vulgaris (swiftwater hydra)
Lineage: Eukaryota; Metazoa; Cnidaria; Hydrozoa; Anthoathecata; Hydridae
Product: dynamin-1-like protein
Biological process (GO): mitochondrial fission
Cellular component (GO): mitochondrion; microtubule; membrane
Molecular function (GO): GTPase activity; microtubule binding; GTP binding
Source: RefSeq, a predicted model, not a curated record
UUUUUUAAAAGGAACUAACAAAUGCCAAGCAAAUGGUAUGAGUACAUUGUGUUCAAUAAAAUCAAAAUAAAUGGAUCAGUUAAUUCCUGUUAUAAACAAACUGCAAGAUGUAUUUAAUACUGUUGGAUCUGAAGCUAUUCAACUACCACAAAUUGUUGUUGUAGGAACCCAGAGUAGUGGUAAAAGUUCUGUUUUAGAAAACAUUGUUGGAAAAGAUUUCCUACCAAGAGGAUCAGGAAUUGUAACUAGGCGUCCAUUAAUCUUACAAUUGAUCCAUGUUCCUAAAACAACAAAAAAGCUAGAAGAAAAUCAUUCUUAUAAUUUUCAACCUAAUGUUGAAUCAGAAGAUGAAAUUUCGGAAAUAAAUGUUCAUGAAGAUGACGUUUCACAAUCUAUUUUAUCUGCAGAUGAAGAUCACGAGUCAGAGGAAUGGGGAAAGUUUCUACAUAAGAAAGAAAAGAAGUAUUACUCCUUUGAUGCUAUUCGUCAAGAGAUAUUAAAUGAAACUGAAAGGUUAGCUGGUAGUAACAAGGGUAUAUGUGAACAACCUAUCAGUUUGAAAAUUUACUCUCCAAAUGUUGUUAAUCUAACUUUAGUUGAUCUUCCUGGAAUGACCAAGAUAGCUGUUGGAGAUCAGCCUUUGGAUGUUGAAGCUCAAAUUCGUUCUCUUAUAAUGAAAUAUGCUGCAAACUCAAAUGCAUUAAUUCUAGCUGUAACUGCAGCCAAUACAGACCUUGCUACAUCCGAAGCUAUUAAAAUUGCAAGAGAGGUAGACCCUGAAGGAAACCGCACACUGGCUGUCAUAACAAAGUUAGACCUUAUGGAUCACGGGACAGAUGCAAAAGAUAUUUUAUAUGGAAAAGUGAUUCCAGUCAAACUUGGAAUAAUUGGUAUUGUAAACAGGAGUCAGUUAGAUAUAAACAACAAAAAGACUAUUCAAAGUGCUUUGGAGUUUGAGGAAUUUUUUUUUCAAAAGCGAUAUCCUAUGCUAGCUAAUCGAAACGGAACAAAAUAUCUUACAAAAACUCUAAACAAGCUUUUGCUUCGUCACAUUCAGCAUUGUUUACCUGACCUAAAAUCACGUAUCAAUGUUAUGAUUUCUCAUUACCAGCAAUUGUUGAAUUCUUGUGGAGAACCAGUUGUUGAUAAGAGAUCGACAUUACUUCGUUUAAUUACACUUUUUGCAUCAACUUAUUGUGAAACUAUAGAAGGAACAUCUAAAAAUAUCACCACAUCAGAAAUAUGUGGUGGAGCCCGAAUAUGCUACAUUUUUCAUGAUACAUUUGGCAAGACUAUCUUAAAAUUUGACCCUUUAACUGGCCUCACUACAAAAGACAUAUUGACAGCCAUAAGAAAUGCCACGGGUCCACGUCCAGCUUUAUUUGUACCAGAAAUUUCUUUUGAACUUCUUGUUAAAAGACAAAUCCAAAAACUUGAAGAGCCAAGUUUAAGAUGUGUAGAAUUAGUACAUGAAGAAAUGCAAAGAAUUAUACAACAUAGCAUGUCACAGGUUUUAGAGAUACAAAAAUUUCCUCAGCUAAAAGACAGAAUAAAUGAAGUUGUAACUGCUCUUCUACAAAGUAGACUGGCUCCAACAAAAACUAUGGUAGAGAACCUUGUUCAAAUUGAGCUGUCAUAUAUCAAUACAAAUCACCCUGACUUCAGUGAUGGUGCAUCUGUUGUUUCCUCUAUGCUAGCUGCUAAUGAUUUGAGAAAGAAGAAGGAAAAGAUCCUUCAAAAGGAAGAGAAUCAUCGCCUAUUAGCUAACGAAGCUCCAGAAGAUACUCAAUCAAAUGACAGCCGAAGUAUUCCUUGGUUUUCUCGUAAAGUUCCAACUAAUGAAUUAAUAGAUAACAUUCAUGAUGGGAACCAAUCAGAUUCAACGUCUCAUAACAUAACCAAAACCAGAGAACUUUCUGAUCGUGAACAAUUAGAUUUAGAAUUAAUACAGAGACUUAUUAGAUCAUACUUUAACAUCAUCAGAAAGAAUAUUCAAGAUAGUGUCCCAAAAGCUGUAAUGUGUUUUCUUGUCAACCAUGUCAAAUCUAAAAUUCAAAGUGAUUUGGUUGAGCAACUUUAUAAGAGUGAACUCUUUGAUGACUUAUUAAGUGAAGCUGAACAUAUCCAUAUAAGGCGCAAAGAAAAUUUAAAUAUGUUGCAGGCUUUACAGAGAGCUGCUCACAUAACUGCAGAUAUUCGUGAUUCCAAUGUUUCAUUGUGAUCAAGUUUGUUAAUUGAAGUUGGUUGUUUCACAAGUUUUUUGCUGCUUUCUAGUCAAACUUAUUAUUCUAAAAGAGUAAUUAAAAAUAAAAAUAAUUAGUUAACCAUUAUUUUUUUUCAAAACUGCAAUUUUAAAAAGUUACGAAAGCGAUUACAUAGCACCCAUUUUUAUUGUUUUAAAAACGAAAAAUUUUCAAAUAUAUGAAUUUGGAUAAAUUAUAAAUAAUUUUUUUUUACUUUCUCUUUUCAUUUUUUAUUUUAUUACACAUUUUUUAUUUUGUUACUUUUUUACUUUUUGUUUUUGUUUUUGUAACUGUACAAGAGUUUCAUCUGUUUUUUUUUUGUUUUUUUUUGCGCUUAUAAUCCUCAAACAAACUUGUGGUACCUUACUGACACAAGCAAAUAUGUUGUGGUACCUUAUUGACACAAGCAAAUAUGUUGUACUGUUAUACAUCAUUAUUUUAAUGCUGCAAUUUUUCAAUUGUGAAAAUAUUUAUUUACACCUUGUUGAACAAUUUUUAUGAGUUGUAGAGUAUAUGCCCAAAUAUAAAGUUAUUUUGUUA